GCGAGCCCGCCGCCGCCGCGGAGGGAGGAGGGGGAAAAGGAGGAGGAGGAGAGAUGAGGCGCUUCCACCCCGGGGUCGCGCUGCUGCUCUCGCUGCUGUGGGAGUGUACAGAGGCCAAAAAACAUUGCUGGUACUUUGAAGGAUUAUAUCCUACAUAUUAUAUAUGUCGCUCCUAUGAGGAUUGCUGUGGCUCAAGAUGCUGUGUAAGAGCUCUCUCUAUCCAGCGACUAUGGUAUUUUUGGUUCCUUUUGAUGAUGGGAGUUUUGUUCUGUUGUGGAGCCGGUUUCUUUAUCCGGAGGCGGAUGUACCCUCCUCCAUUAGUAGAAGAACCUACUUUUAACGUGUCUUACACCAGACAACCAGUCAGCACUGCAUCAGGGUCACAACAACCCGGAGUGCCGUAUUACACAGAUCCAGGUGGACCUGUGAUGAAUCCCAUGGCUAUGGCUUUCCACGUCCAGCCCAACUCCCCACAAGGAAACCCGGUUUACCCACCCCCACCUUCCUAUUGCAACACACCACCUCCCCCCUAUGAGCAGGUGGUGAAAUCCUCCACGUGAGGACUCUGGCUCUCUGACUGUGUGAGAAGAAGGUGCAAUUGCAAAAUGACCAAGAUGGAGGGCACCUGCCCUUUUGAACACUUGCUAGUUCUCCAAGUCCUCUCUCCUUCCCUUUCCCACACCUUUCCUCAUUAAAGUUACUUGCAAAGGGGUGAUUUUAAAAUUUUUUUUCCUUUUUUUCCUUUUUUUUUUAGUAGAAGUGGAUUUUUUCUUUGUCUUCAAAAUGACAGAAGUUGUCUUUGUAAUGCUUUUAAUGGAAACCUAUAUUUAAAACCUGUAUGUCUUUCUCUUUAUUUAUUGUUCAUUUCAAUCAAGGUUUUAACUGCGUCGUGGCAGGCUACUGAUAGCAGUUCUUGCAACCCCAGUGCCCUCAGCUAAGGGAAACAAUAGAGAAAGAGGAUCAAGGUAGAAGCAGCCAGGGCAAUGAUUUUACCAGAAAUUGUGGCUACCAUCUCUUUCUGAGGUGUAACAGAAAGAUGCUCUGAUAAAGGUCACUGUGACUGGAGUACCAGUAUUGGUUGAGUUGUGGCAGGGGCUCUGCCAAGUGCCCUAGAAAAGAGGGAGUUACUUUAAAUGAUGCAUCCAAAAAUUAAGGACUGGGACUUGAGUGUUUCUUGUCCAUCACCUGGACUUUGCCUGUGUAAGUGGCAUCUUGGCUCCCUUUGUUUUACCAGAUUGCGUGAAACAGAGAAUGACCUAGAUGUUGGCACAAAAGGAAGGUGUUACAACCUCAGAGCUACCUGUGCCUCUUGCUGGACCAGUUAGAAACACAUAAGAAAGACAUAAGUUUUCUUCCCUAAACUGGAAAAUAUUUACAGUAAGAAGGGAUGGGAGCAUAGGUACAAGUUUACUCUCUUUGGUGUUGAUGGGAGUUUAGUCCCUGAGAAAUAGUAUCUUUCAUUAUAGUCUUACUGCUGCCACAAAGAGUACCAAGUAAAGCUGUCAUCUUAGGUGACAGAUCUGUAAAUCUGCUCUCCUCUCUAGGUCA
This is a messenger RNA of Ficedula albicollis (Collared flycatcher), 1548 nucleotides long. RefSeq names its product vesicular, overexpressed in cancer, prosurvival protein 1 (gene VOPP1). The transcript has 5 exons. Bases 54 to 560 code for a protein of 168 amino acids. The record is from RefSeq and is a predicted model, not a curated record. Gene Ontology annotation, cellular component: cytoplasmic vesicle membrane. NCBI's taxonomy places the organism in Eukaryota, Metazoa, Chordata, Aves, Passeriformes, Muscicapidae.